Messenger RNA from Diceros bicornis minor, 1185 nucleotides. It is a transcript of the gene TREML1, whose product is annotated as triggering receptor expressed on myeloid cells like 1. The transcript has 6 exons. Gene Ontology annotation, cellular component: plasma membrane. Lineage: Eukaryota; Metazoa; Chordata; Mammalia; Perissodactyla; Rhinocerotidae. The coding region runs from base 29 to 973 and encodes 314 amino acids. Gene Ontology annotation, molecular function: transmembrane signaling receptor activity. The record is from RefSeq and is a predicted model, not a curated record.
CCGAGAGCUGACAUCUCCCUGCCCAGCCAUGGGUCCCAACCUGUUCCUGCUGCUGCUCUUGGGACUAACAGGCCAGGGCUGGGCUGACAGCCUUCCUGAGAAGCUGCAGGCACCUGUGGGGGGCUCCAUUCUGGUGCAGUGCCACUACCGACCCCAGGACAUCAAGGCUGAGAAGGUGUGGUGCCGGUUCUUGCCGGAGGGAUGCCAGACCUUGGUGUCCUCAGCUGUGGAUCGCAGAGCCCCAGGGAGCAGGCGCACGUUUCUCACCGACCUGGGGAGCGGCCUGCUCCAGGUGGAGAUGGUGACCCUGAGAGAGGAGGAUGCAGGAGAAUACGGCUGCGUGGUGGAGGGAACCGCCGGGCUCCAGACGGUGCACAGAGUCGCUCUGGAAGUGCUCCCUGCCCCUCCUGGCCUGAACGGGGAGGAGAAAGAGACCUAUAAGGCUGGCAGUCUGUCUGAUGGCCCAUCCUCAGACCCUGAAGGCAGUGCCAGCCCUUUGGAACCCAGCUGGGAUAAGAGCACCCCCUUGAUCUGGGGCGCUGUGCUCCUGCUGGUCCUGCUGGUGGCGGCAGCUGUGCUGUUUGCUGUGAUGGCCAAAAGGAAAGGGAACAGGCGUGGCGUCUGUGGCCGAUUCCAGAGCAGUGGAGUGCCAGGCACGGCCCCCUCCUCAGUGGUCCACCACAUCAGUGACUCUGGACUGGCUGUAGAUUUGCCAUCGGAUGUACCAUAUGUUAGGCUCGACUCUCCACCCUCCUUCGACAAUACCACCUACACCAGCCUACCUCUUGAUCCCCCGUCAGGGAAACCCCCACCCCUAGCCCCAUCCUCAUCACCUCCUCUGCCUGCUGAGGUCCUGACCUGCUCCAAGCCUGUGACAUAUGCCACAGUCGUCUCCCCUGGAGGGCAGCAGGAUGGAGGAGCCUUCUGUGAGCCAGCCCAAGAUCCACCUAAUAGCCAGAGUCCACCUAGCUAAGCUGCUCACCAUGUUGUGCGCUCACAGAGACCAUCCCCAGGUUCUGUGCAUCCAUCCAGCCAGCCCAUGCCUUAGAUCCUUAAGAUACCAGAGCAACUAGGGACUAGGAUCUAAUCUAAUGUCUUGACUUUUCUGACCUGGAAAGUGAUGCUUGGAUGUGAUUGAGGUGUCUUGGCAAAGCUCCCCAUCCUGGUUCCUCUGUCAUUACACCA